ACUGUUGUCCUGAUAAAGAGAAGCGACAGACAGCACACGGAGAAGACUCAGCGACAGGAUCAGCGAGUGGACAUGGAUCCCAGAGGGCUGAUUGUCUUUGUGUCUCUCUGGAGCUCAGCGCUCUGGGCUGAAGACACACACAGUUCAGUGACUGAUAACAUCAGGUUGGUGGGAGGAGCCAGCCGCUGUGCUGGUAGACUGGAGAUGAAACUCCAGGGAGAGUGGAAAUCGCCGUAUAAGCCUUUCAGAAGGUUUGAGCAUAAACCAAUUAAGUCCCAUAUCGGCCCACAGCGCAUCGUUGUAGACCAAUAUGGGACACGACCAGUGAAUGACCAGUAUGACCCAUCUAGGAAACCACCAGUGAAUGACCAGAAUAACCCAUACGGGACAGCAUUGCAUGACCCUUAUGGGACACCAGUAGAUGACCACUAUGAGUGGAACCUGGCAACGGCAGCUAAAAUGUGUAGACGGCUCAACUGUGGUUCUGUUGUUUCACAACGAACAAUACGAGGUUUCCCUAAAGGUCUAUGCUUGGCUGACUAUGUACACUUAUUUGAAAACCCAGAAUUGUCUUCUUCCAAGUUGGAGAUCACCUGUUCAGACUCUGUCAGGCUGGUGAACGGGAUUAGUCUGUGUUCAGGCAGACUGGAGAUAAAGUCUAACCAGUCUACCCAGUCGUGGUCCUCAGUGUGUGAAGAUGACUUUGACCUGCAGGAUGCAGAGGUGGUCUGCAGGGAGCUUGGCUGUGGGGCUCCUUCAGUCCUCCAGGGGGCGCUCUAUGGAGACAUGGAGGCUUCAGUGUGGACCAAAGAGUUCCAGUGUAGAGGCCAUGAGUCUGCUCUGCUGGACUGUGACAGCUCAGAUAGAAACACCUGCUCUUCUGGCAAAGCUGCCGGACUCACCUGCUCAGAACCUGGUAUUGUCAGGCUGGUUGGAGGAGCCAGCCGAUGUGAUGGCACACUGGAGAUGAAACACCGGGACGAAUGGAAACCAGCGGCUGCCUGGAGGCCGAACCUGAGAUUAGCAGGCGCGGUGUGUGAAGAGCUGGGCUGUGGCUUUGCUCUUUCAAUCAAACAGCAAAACCAGAUCCCGAGAGAAUCUUGGGGAAUCACAUCUGACUGUAAUGCAUCUUCACUCUUGAAAUGUUUUAAAGACUUUAAAUAUUCCACUACCACCAUAGAGAUAACCUGCUCAGGUAACGCUUUUUAUGAUAAUCUUUCCAGUGUCUCGACCUGUCACACAUCUGUUGUUUAAA
Messenger RNA from Perca flavescens (yellow perch), 1255 nucleotides. RefSeq names its product scavenger receptor cysteine-rich type 1 protein M130-like. Gene Ontology annotation, cellular component: plasma membrane. Lineage: Eukaryota; Metazoa; Chordata; Actinopteri; Perciformes; Percidae. The record is from RefSeq and is a predicted model, not a curated record. The transcript has 5 exons. Gene Ontology annotation, molecular function: serine-type endopeptidase activity. Gene Ontology annotation, biological process: zymogen activation. The coding region runs from base 73 to 1254 and encodes 393 amino acids.